Drosophila takahashii is the source of this 2369-nucleotide messenger RNA. Its product is annotated as prolyl endopeptidase. The record is from RefSeq and is a predicted model, not a curated record. Gene Ontology annotation, molecular function: oligopeptidase activity; serine-type endopeptidase activity. Gene Ontology annotation, cellular component: cytosol. Gene Ontology annotation, biological process: proteolysis. Lineage: Eukaryota; Metazoa; Arthropoda; Insecta; Diptera; Drosophilidae.
CCUAUAAGUUUUCACCUCUUUUAUUUUUUCGAUAACAAAUGCUUAAAUUAUUUUUCCAACUACUUGCCAGCAAGCACAGCCUUCAAAACAUAGAGAAGACCCUAUUACACCCUACUUUGAGUAACCUAACCAUGUCCCGACCGAAAGCUUCAGUCAAUCGUCCCACGGACUUAAGUCCUCCUUUAGUCGCGGAGACCAAUCCUACGAUUGUGUAUCCCGAAGCACGAAAGGAUGGUAAAAUCGAAGAAAUGCUGCAUGAGUACAGAAUAAGAGACGUCUAUCGGUGGCUUGAAGAUCCCGAUUCGGCUGAAACUCAAAGAUUUGUGAGUGCGCAGAACAAUAUUAGCCAACCGUUUCUCGAAAGAUGUGAGGAAUGGGAGGGUAUCAAUGCCAAACUGACAAAGCUCUGGAAUUUCCCCAAGUAUGGAUGUCCCAUGCGUCACGGGGAUUACUACUAUUAUUUCAAGAACACUGGCCUGCAGAAUCAGAGUGUUCUGAUGCAGCAGGAAAACUUGGAGAGCCCCGAGGUGGUAUUCCUAGACGCCAAUAGUUUAUCAGCCGACGGAACCACCGCUCUGAGCCAUAAAACCUUCUCCGAAGAUGGGGCGUACAUGGCCUAUGGACUGAGUGAAAGUGGUUCGGAUUGGAACAAAAUCCGUAUUCGGAGGGCCAAGGAGCGCACCGAUUUUCCCGAGACCCUGGAGAAGGUAAAGUUCUCGAAUGUCUCCUGGACAAAGGACAACAAGGGCUUCUUCUACGGUCGGUAUUCCGAUCAGGAUGGCAAAACUGAUGGCUCGGAGACGAAGCAGAAUGAGAACCAAAAGCUGUAUUAUCACCGGGUGGGAGAAAGUCAAGAUCAAGAUACUUUGAUUGCCGAAUUUCCCGAACAUCCGUCUUGGCGGUUCCAAACCGAUGUUACCGACUGUGGAAAAUAUCUGAUUCUAUCCAUUAGUCAUACUGUUCGCGAUAAUAUGCUGUACUAUGCUGAUUUAAAACCCGAAGAGGCAAUAACUUCGAAACUGGAGGUUAAGCCCAUUGUUGACAAAUUCGAGGCUGACUACGAUUACAUAACCAACGAGGGAUCCAAAAUGUACUUCCACACAAACAAAGAUGCUCCCAAUUACCGGGUUGUCGUGAUUGAUUUCAACAAUCCUGCUGAGGAAAACUGGUCCACCCUAAUACCCGAACACGAGAAAGACGUUCUGGAGUGGGCCAAGUGCGUCAACGAGGACAAACUGGUGGUUUGCUAUAACCGCGAUGUGAAGAAUAUUCUUCAGGCCCGUGAGUUGCAUACGGGGAAACUCAUCCGACAGUUUGGCCUGGAUAUUGGCUCCAUAAAUGGAAUCUCCGGAGAUAGGAAGUAUUCGGAGAUCUUCUAUGGUUUCUCAUCCUUUCUAACGCCGGGCAUCAUUUACCAUUACGAUUUUGCCAAGCCCGUGGAAAAGCCAAGAGUUCUGCGGGAAAUCAGUCUGAAUUUGGAGGGCUUUAACCGCGACGAUUACAGUGUGGAACAGGUGUUCUAUAAGAGCGCCGAUGGCACCAAUAUACCCAUGUUCAUCAUUCGAAGGAAGAGGGAUAGUGUGGAGCCCCGACCCUGUCUGCUCUACGGAUAUGGCGGCUUCAACCACAGCCUCAUGCCAUCGUUUGGCAUCACUGGUCUUAUGUUUAUGGACACAUUUGACGGAGUUUUGGCUUUCCCAAAUAUUAGGGGAGGCGGCGAAUACGGCAUAGAGUGGCACAACGGAGGUAGAUUGCUGAACAAACAGAACGGGUUCAAUGACUUCCAAGCGGCCGCAGAGUUCUUGACCAAGAACAACUAUACCACCAAGGACCGACUGGCCAUACAGGGCGCCUCGAACGGCGGACUUUUGGUGGGCGCCUGCAUCAAUCAGCGGCCGGAACUCUUUGGAGCAGCCGUUGCCCAAGUUGGCGUUAUGGAUAUGCUGCGGUUCCACAAGUUUACCAUCGGACAUGCCUGGUGCUCGGACUACGGCAAUCCCGAGGAGCGGGAGGACUUCGCCAACUUAUUUAAGUACUCGCCCCUGCACAAUGUUCACAUUCCGCUGAACCCGAACCAGGAGUAUCCUUCGACUCUCAUCCUGACAGCCGAUCACGAUGACCGUGUGAGUCCCCUGCACUCCCUUAAAUUUGCCGCCGCUCUCCAGGAGGCCGUGCGGCACUCGGAAUAUCAACUCAACCCCAUUCUACUGAGGGUUUAUACGAAGGCGGGUCACGGAGCGGGAAAGCCAACUAAGAUGCGCAUCAACGAGGCCACGGACAUCAUCACGUUCUACAAGAAGACCCUCAAUGUCGACUGUGUGAAUCUAUGAGAAAAAUCAGAGGUGGGCUUUAGAAUCUAUUAAAUUUAA